This is a messenger RNA of Musa acuminata AAA Group (dessert banana), 960 nucleotides long. RefSeq lists its product as uncharacterized. The transcript has a single exon. The record is from RefSeq and is a predicted model, not a curated record. The coding region runs from base 1 to 960 and encodes 319 amino acids. Lineage: Eukaryota; Viridiplantae; Streptophyta; Magnoliopsida; Zingiberales; Musaceae.
AUGAGGAAUCCGCGGGCGCUGGCAGACCAGUCAAAGUACUGCCGCUUCCACAGGCAACAUGGGCACGACACCGAACAGUGUCAGGAGCUAAAGAGGCAGAUCGAGGAGCUCAUUCGUAGGGGACACCUUGGUCGGUACCUCCGACCGGACAAAGAACUGUCACCGCGCCCGGAGGGUCCCAUCGAACGACACAUCGACGUAAUAACGGGCGGUCCCGCAUCUGGCGGGGAUUCCAUGACCGGAAGAAAGGCAUACGUCAGAGCCGCUCCGGCCGAAGCUCCCGGGCGUGGGCCUGAACCCAACGACACCUUCCCGGCCGAGGUGCCCCAACAAGCCGAGCAUGACGACGCGCUCGUGAUAUCGGCCAGAAUAGCCAACGCGCAAGUAAGGAGGAUCAUGGUCGAUACCGGGAGCUCGGCCGACAUACUCUACUUCGACGCCUUCCAAAAUCUCGGCUUGCUUGGAGAUAGCAUGAAGCCAAUCCUCUCGGCACUCACCGGAUUCCCCGGUGAUUCAAUCUCACCGCUGGGGGCGAUCACUUUACCAUUGACCCUGGGAGCACCGCCGAAGUCAAAGACGGUGAUGACCACCUUCCUGGUAAUCGACCUCCCCGCUGCAUAUAACGCCAUCCUCGGUCGUCCGACCCUCAACAAAAUCAGAGUUGUCGUCUCGACCUACUAUCAAACCGUGAAGUUCCCGACCCACGCCAAAACAGGAGAGGUCGUGGGAAGUCCCCAAGAAUCCAAGCACUGCUACCUGACCGCCGUCUCGCUACACAAGAGGGCCAGGGUCGAACCACCGUUGGCGGACCCCCGAGAGGCGAAGAAGCCAGCCUCCCAUCCUGAGCCGAGGGGGUCCACUGUGGAUGUGCCGCUGCAAGAAGGCCGGCCGGAGCAGACGGUCAGGAUCGGGUCGGGGCUACCCGAGCAAGAACGAAGACAGCUCGUCGGCCUCCUAUAG